This is a messenger RNA of Monascus purpureus, 1185 nucleotides long. NCBI's taxonomy places the organism in Eukaryota, Fungi, Ascomycota, Eurotiomycetes, Eurotiales, Aspergillaceae. The record is from the annotation of a GenBank genome assembly.
AUGCCCGAAUCAGAACCACAAGCAACAGAUGACCAAGCCGACAACACGCUCAUAAUCGGCAUCUCCGGCCCCUCAUCAAGUGGCAAAACAACCCUCGCACGAUUGCUUCAAAGCAUCUUCUCCGGACUAGACGUGAACACAGACUCCACAGACUCCACAGACUCCUUGAGCAGUUCCCAAAACAAUAAUUACGAUACUGACAGCAAAAAACUCCAAACGUUCAUCAUCCACGAAGACGACUUCUAUGUCCCGGACAACCGCAUCCCGUACACAAAGACCUCCUCAGGAAAAAUCGUUCAGGACUGGGACACCAUCAACGCCAUCGAUAUCCCCUUCCUGUCGUCAUCGCUCUCGUACGUACGGAAACAUGGCUCUCUGCCGCCCAGGUUGAAGAGCAAGGAGGAUCUCAACGAGGCGACGGAUUCGGGGGUUGACAAGGACGAGAUUGUUAGGUUGAGGGGGUUGGUGAGGGAGAGGUUACGGCUGUUGCAGGCGGAAGCGGAAGCGCAGUUACAACAACAACGACAAGGUCAAGAAUUGACGUCGUCGGAAUUGAAUACGACAACGAAGACCUUGGCUUUUCUGGAGGGGUUUCUGCUUUACAGUCCUCCCGAUGAGCACAACAACAACAGUAAUAAUCAUGUCCUCCAUCCUAUUCAUAGGAAUAUCCAUCUCCAUCUCUUUUUACCCGCGUCUUAUGAUUCAGUCAAGAAGCGUCGUGAGGGAAGAAGCGGGUACGUGACUGUCGGACCGGCGCCAGAGCCCGAGCCCGGUUCUGUAUCUAUCUCAACGAACAUGCCGCAGAGGAACUCGGUCUCGGAAGAGCUUUCGAAGGAAGAGACUGGGAAUGAAGUCGAUUUGGAAAAGGAGGAUGAUAGCCCUCCCCAGAACUUUUGGACUGAUCCGCCUGGUUAUGUGGAUGAUAUUGUCUGGCCACAUUAUGUGCGUGAUCACUCGUGGUUGCUUUUGCCUGAGGAAGGGGAGGGACAGGACCUCAAUGUGGAUACAAUGGAUGAUAAUGAGUUGGUCAAGAGCGUAGGUCAAGGGACCAAUGUAAGGACUGAUGCCGGUGUGACGGUUGCUCCAGGGGGAGGUGGUCUGCCUAUGGUGGAUAUCGUGAAGUGGGCUGUGGAAGAAGUCAUGAAAUACUGGGAAACGAGAGAGAAAAGAUGGAGAGCUGUUUAA